Ylistrum balloti is the source of this 810-nucleotide messenger RNA. RefSeq names its product hydrolase in agr operon-like. Lineage: Eukaryota; Metazoa; Mollusca; Bivalvia; Pectinida; Pectinidae. The coding region runs from base 1 to 810 and encodes 269 amino acids. The record is from RefSeq and is a predicted model, not a curated record. The transcript has a single exon.
AUGAAAAUUAGAAUGAUUCAAAUGGAUAUUGUGAGGUCCAUCCAAGACAACUAUGAGCAGUCCAUUCAACUUUCUAUUCGAAGAAGUCUUGAGGAUGUGGAUGUACUUAUUUUUCCCGAAAUGUUUUUGACGGGUUUUUAUGAAAUGAAAAAUAUUCGCACUCGCAGUUUUAAAAAGUCAUCCCCUGAAAUAAAAUUCUUCCAAAACCUCGCCUUAAAAACUUCCACUAACAUUAUCUUGGGAAGUCUCCCCUUAAUGAGGACCACAAAAAGUCUUUCAAAAUCCAUUCAAGAUGAGACAAUCCGUAAUACCGCCUUGGUGAUUAAUCGGUCAGGAAAGAUCAUCCACGAUUAUUCUAAAAUACACCUUUUCCCAUUGAUGAAUGAGGUGGGGAAUUUGACAAGUGGCACUCGGUUAAAAGUUUUUCAGAUAGAUAAUUUUUCAGCAGCCAUUAUUAUUUGUUACGAUCUCAGGUUCCCCGAACUACUUGUCAAUCUCCAUCGUGAUGCUUCUCCAGAUAUUAUUUUUGUGCCUAUGCAGUGGCCCUAUCCUCGAACUGAGGUUUUUCAAACCUUGUUGCAGGCGAGAGCGAUUGAAAAUCAGUGUUUCAUACUGGGAUGCAAUAGAGUGGGUGAGGAUCGAAGCGAGCGAUUUGAGGGGGGAUCAAUGGUGAUUUCUCCUGCUGGGAAGGUGAUUCGCAAACUUGGCAGAAGGAUGGGAUCUUUCGAUGUUGAAAUAGACAAGUCACAGAUCGCCAAAGAAAGAAGGCGAUUCAGUUUCUUAAGUCGUCAUAGAAAUUUUUCUAAAUGA